CAAAUUACUAAAAUUAAUUGCAGACCUUCGGUAGCUCUGUUUCACCCAUUUAAAAUACGUAGUCUAACAGUUGCCUUAGAGAUCGAUAGUAUUGACACGGCGACUGACCAAUGCUUAUUUAGACUAGGGCAAGGUGGUCCCUCACGCAUUAAGUAAGUCGGCAAGUAGAUUGUAGUACAGUGGCGCCCCACACCAAUUUUGGGUAAAGUUAUUAAUAAACGUUACGACAUCUAAAAGCAAUGACAAGUUUGCAUAGAUUGUCCUUGGGCAUUCUUCGUCCUGCUUUGUUUAGGUCUGAAAACGUGUUUUCUGUUCCUUUGCGAAUUUGGCGGUUGCUGGCUUCAGAAACUGGUUAUCAAGAUCAUCUGGAGUCUAUGGUGAAGAAAGAUAAAAUGGUUGUAUUUAUGAAAGGCACCCCUGACCAGCCUAUGUGUGGUUUUAGUAAUGCUGUGGUACAGAUUCUUCGUAUGCAUGGGGUAGAGGGUUAUGUAGCUUACAACGUUUUGGAGGAUCAAGAUUUAAGGCAAGGUGUUAAAGACUACUCAAAUUGGCCAACUAUUCCUCAGGUUUACUUCAGUGGUGAAUUUGUUGGGGGCUGUGAUAUUCUCUUGCAGAUGCAUCAGAACGGAGAUCUGGUUGAAGAACUUAAGAAACUGGGAAUCAAAUCUGCACUUUUAGAAGCUGAAAAGGACACUAAACAGUAGAAUUACCAGAUUUUGAAAGCUGUUUGUAUAGAUGUAUGUAUAAUGUAUGCAUUUUAUAAAGAGUGUGACAACUGCCAACAAAGCCUUAUUUUUCAAGAAGACAGCUACACUGUUACGGUCUAAUGGCACUAAACCUUUAACCAAAUAUCCAUGUUGCUAGUGUUGUGAAAAGUCUGUUGUAUAGUGUUGGUUUGACUAAAAUUCUGUCUUGUGUUUCUAAAGUAAAUUAUUCAAGGUGUGCGUAAUGCCCAGUGUAUAUCGUGGAAGUGUUUGGGAGAGCUUACAUUACCGCCUGGUAUUCAAACUGACUGCAUGGUGACAGUUGCUGUUCUAUCCAAGUUGUGUUCGAGUGGGAAUAGAGUUGUUUGUAAGCAGUGAAUGUUGGAUUAAUUUAUAUGGGGAAAGUUUGAGCACAAAAUUACUAGUGUGCAGUGUUCGAGUGGGAAUACAGAGUUGUUUGUAAGCAGUGAAUGUUGGAUUAAAUUCAUUUAUAUGGGAAAGAUUUGAGCACAAAAUUACUAGUGUGCAUGCCUUGCAGUUGUAUACCACUAACGAAUAAGGUAGUAACUUUAGCCUUAAUGUCACAGGAUUAGCUUGACUAAUAUUAAAGCAUAAUUCAAAGACUGAGUAAUCGUUUUACCUUCAAAAUGGCCAGUAGAUUGCUUCCUGUUUAUGUAUUGAAUCAGUUUAUUCACAUUUCUGAAACACUAGCUUUUUUAUGUAACAAAGGGAAGAAUAUUCUGUGCUUUUAUCCCUAAAAACACCAGUCAACAAAGAGCAUUUGAUCGCCAUUUUGUAUAGAAACUACCAUUGUUGUCUUACUAGGUCUUUUGUGCUUAAAUGAAUCCGACCUCAGACCUUAAAGUCAACAUAAAUUGCAAGAAGUAUUUUUCAUCUGCCAAGGAUCUGAAAAGUUAGAAUGUUGUUAACUUGUAUGGAUGUCUUAAAUAGCAAGAGACAAUUAAAACUGCACUUUGGAGACUGUAGGAAACGUGGACUGAAAAUAAAUAAAUGAACAUAAGAGAG
Molecule: messenger RNA, 1730 nt
Organism: Protopterus annectens (West African lungfish)
Lineage: Eukaryota; Metazoa; Chordata; Ceratodontiformes; Protopteridae
Product: glutaredoxin-related protein 5, mitochondrial-like
Exons: 2
Coding region: 240-704 (154 amino acids)
Source: RefSeq, a predicted model, not a curated record